Messenger RNA from Trematosphaeria pertusa, 1782 nucleotides. RefSeq lists its product as uncharacterized. The coding region runs from base 172 to 1602 and encodes 476 amino acids. The record is from RefSeq and is a predicted model, not a curated record. The transcript has a single exon. Lineage: Eukaryota; Fungi; Ascomycota; Dothideomycetes; Pleosporales; Trematosphaeriaceae. Gene Ontology annotation, biological process: ribosomal small subunit biogenesis; maturation of SSU-rRNA. Gene Ontology annotation, cellular component: preribosome, small subunit precursor. Gene Ontology annotation, molecular function: RNA endonuclease activity.
UGAACGCCACGCUCGUGAAAAUCACGAAGAAUAUCCCCAGGACGAACAGGCAGUCGCUAAAAGGUCAAGGAGAGCGUGACUCUCUCUCGCCUUCUCUCGAACCCAUCCGUAAACGCAUACCGAAUAUUUUUGUCAGCCGGAAAUCCGUGCGCGCUGCAUCAAUACCCCAAAAUGGCCUCUCAAUCGAGCCAAAAGCCAAUCCACUCGAUCAUAAUCGAUACCGGUCCACUGAUCAAAAACGCCAUCUCAAUCUCUACAAUCGUAAACUCCGCGGAAGAACUCUAUACGACCCCCGCGAUCAUCUCAGAAAUCCGCGAUGCCGCCACUAGGUCAAGAGUGGAAACAACCUUAAUGCCUUUCCUGAACAUCAGAACCCCGUCACCUGCGAGCUACGAAGCCGUCGCCGCUUUUGCGAAGAAGACCGGAGAUUUUGCAGUGUUGAGCAAGCAGGAUUUGGGCAUCCUGGCACUAGCGUAUGAAGUGCAUUGUGAGAGCCAUGGUGGGCCUUGGGGCUUGAGAAAUGCGCCAGGACAAGCCUUGACCACUAGGCCGAUGAAAAAGGCUGGGGAAAAGAAGGAAUCAGAGAAUGACGAGAAGCAGUCCGAAGAGUCGCAGGAGAAGAGCGGAGAGGAAAGUGCGCAACAAGAACUAGAAUCCGACCGGUUUGAAGAGACCCCUGCUCAGGAUCAGUUCUCACCAGAAGAGAAGCCAUUGGAAGAAAGAACUACUUCUAAGCACAAGGACAUUGAACAAGAGUCGACAACAGAAGAGAAGACAGUGGAAGAAGAGGUUCACCCGCAAGGAGAAUCUCUCAAACAACAGACACCAUCAGAACCGACGCCAGAGGCCACCGAGGCAACAUCAACCGCCCAGUCUCUCGAAAAGGAUCUCUCAACCCUGCAUGUCUCGUCACCAGCAAAUGAAGCUCAAGAAGCACCAGCAUCGCUAACCCAGGAUGACGAUUCGUCCGACGGCGAAUGGAUAACCCCCACCAACCUCGCCAAGCACCAAGCCAAAGCCGCUGCCGCCACCGCUCUCGCCACCGAGCAAACGCAAAUGAGCGUCGCCACCAUGACCACCGACUUCGCCAUGCAAAACGUCCUCCUCCAGAUGAACCUAAACCUCCUCUCCACUAACAUGCAGCGCAUCAAGAAGCUCAAAACACACAUCCUGCGCUGCCACGCCUGCUUCUUCACCACCAAGCAGAUGGAUAAGCAAUUCUGCCCGCGCUGCGGCCAAGCGACCCUCAACCGUGUAUCAUGCACCACGAAUGCCAAGGGCGAGUUCAUGAUCCACCUUGCGAAGAACUACCAAUACAACAACCGCGGGAAUCGGUACAGUGUCCCCAAGCCGAUUGCUGGCACGAGCAGUGGGAAGUAUACGGGCAAGGGAGGCGGCAAGAAUGGGUGGGGCAGGGAUUUGGUGUUUGCGGAGGAUCAGAAGGAGUAUGUCAGGCAGAUCGAUGAGGGGAAGAGGCAUAAGGCGAAGGAUCUGAUGGAUGAGGAUUAUCUGCCGAGGAUACUCACAGGGGAUCGGGGGAGAGUUGGGGGAAGACCGAAGGUUGGCGCGGGAAGAAAUAUCAACUCGAGGAAGAGAUUCUAGGUCACCUAGGGUUAGAAAGGCGUGUUGCAUCUAAUGGUUGGGCGUUUGCGGCAAGACGGCGGCACCAUGCGUUAGGAAACGUGUUGAUGACCGGGGAUAUGGGAAUGGUUCACGAUAUAGAAAGCAUUAGACGCACAUCUAGAACUAUAAGGCCUGAAUUGAAAUGAAUUGGGGUAUCUC